ACCAAAUGAUGAUGGGUGGAUUUAUUUUACCAAUUCAACUUGAGGUCCAAAGUAUAGCUUAACUUUGAAUCUUAUCAUACAAUUGAAUCAAACGUAUAGCUUAACUUGAAAAAAAAAAAAAAAAAAAAAACGACGGUUACAUGUAGUUGGCAAGUAGUGGAUGGAAAGUUUCAAGAGAUGGUGAAUAUGAAGGGGAAGGUCUCCACGUUGUAAAGCUCGAUCCUAUUUCUCCUCCUUUCUUUUCUCUCUACACUUUCCUUCUCAUUUUACCUUCCAUUUUCAAAACCCAUUUUCCCAAAAGAAAAAAAGAAAAAAAAAACAAAAAAAAAUAUCAAUUUUCCAUUUUAUUACUUAUUUUUUAUUUUAAAAAAUCCCUAAUUAAUUUCCAAUAAUGUCCUCCUCUUCCUCCUCCGACGACGACUCCGCCGCCGUAGAACCAACCCCUGCAGAAGAAACCGCCGAGAAUAAAGAACCAGAAACUGCCAUCGAAGAAAUUGCAGCCCCCGCUGAAGCCGAAGAAACCACUCCCACCAUCGCGGCCGUCGAAGCACCCGUCACCAAAACCAGCAGCAGAGCAAGCGGAAGCGGCCCAGUGGUGAGAUUCGACAUCUCACAAUCGUCAUCCUUAACCACAAUCGCACAAACGGCCAUCGAAUCCCUAAAACCCAUUCUACCAAAUACCAUCCCCUCAUCUCUCUCUUCCGCUCCCAACCCUGCCCUCGCUCUCCUCAACGACCUCGAAACAAUCGCCCAAAUUACUGCCCUCCUCCGCCGCCCCACCUCCGGCGCCGGCGACGACAACCUCUGCCGUUGGCUCUACGAUACUUUCCAAUCCAGUAACCCCGACCUCAAACUCGUCGUCCUCCGCUUCCUUCCUGUCCUCCUCAGCGCUUACCUCUCCCGCGUGGUGUCCCGCCGUAAAUCCCUCGCCGGCUUCGAAGCCGUCCUCCUCUCCCUCUACGCCCACGAAACCAACCGCCGCGCGAGCCAACCCCUCUCCGUCAACAUCCCUGAUUUAACUCACCCUAGUAUUUACCACGAAUCCAUAUUCCCUCACAAAAACAACGCCACAGCUCUCAACCUCGCCGUAAUCUCCCCAUCGUUGGAGCCCCACGGCAUGGUCCGCUCCACCAAGAGGGCCCGAAUCGUCGGCGUCGCACUCGAACUCUACUACACGAAAAUCGAUAAGAUUCCAGAAACUUCCAAGAUAGAGUUCUGCGAGUUUUGCCGGAUUUGGGCCGGUGAUGUUAACAAUCGAGGAGUAAAAAAAGAGGAAGCGACGGCGGCGGUGGUAGAGGAGGCGGAGGAGGAGGAGGAGGAGGAUGGAAUUGGGAGAAUUCCGUUGCCGUGGGAGAUUCUUCAGCCGAUUUUAAGAGUGUUAGGACACUGUCUUUUGGGGUCGAAUUCAAUAGUGAAUUGCAAGAAGAAAGAAAGGACGGCGUUGUUCGAUGCGGCGAUUGGUGCGAUUCGGAGCUUGUAUUUGAGAUCGAUGCAUGAUAUUAAUCCGAAAGCAAUCUUGGCGACUGGGAGUUUGGUGAAGUUGGGGGAUAUGGCUAUGGAGUCGACUGAUGAAAUUGAUUACACUGAAAUUCCUUACCAAACCAUCAUCAACCUCUAGCAAUUUUUUCUUUUUCCUCUUCGGAUCAAAUUAAUGGCAGCCUGCCAUAUUUUCUUCCCUUUUUCUCUUUUUUUGUUUUGACUUUGUUUAAUCUUUUUUAAGUAAAUUUGGAGUUGUAAAAUAAAAUCAAAAUGUACUUAGAAUUGUUGCCUUUGUUGGCUUGUUUUUGUUUUGCUCAUACAUUUGAUCUCUCUUUAUUAUUUGUAAAACAAAAUGUACUUAGAAUCCGCAACUUAUAAAAUAUCAUCUAAAGGAAUGUAGGUGAUGAUUUUGUUUUA
Cucumis sativus (cucumber) is the source of this 1896-nucleotide messenger RNA. RefSeq lists its product as uncharacterized. The transcript has a single exon. NCBI's taxonomy places the organism in Eukaryota, Viridiplantae, Streptophyta, Magnoliopsida, Cucurbitales, Cucurbitaceae. Gene Ontology annotation, cellular component: plasma membrane. Bases 392 to 1618 code for a protein of 408 amino acids. Gene Ontology annotation, biological process: phosphatidylinositol phosphate biosynthetic process; protein localization to plasma membrane. The record is from RefSeq and is a predicted model, not a curated record.